AUGAGCAUAAACAACUCCAGUGUAUUUAUAUUAUGUUUUCUUUCUAACCAAGUGAAGCUUCAAGAACUCGUUUCUUGGUUUGGUGCAUCUCACUUUGACAACAGGAUCAAGAUUUCACUUGCGAGUGAGAACAUCUCCAAACUUCUUCCUAUCAAUCCGGUCUAUCAGCAAGGAAAAAAAACGAUCACGAAGUGGGAGAGGGGGAGGCGACGUGAACGAGAGGAGAAAGAGGGAACAAGGGAUAAAAUCAUCGGCUUCUUAAAGAAGAUUGGAGUCGUGAAAUCGACCCUAAGUGUUGUCUUAAUGGGUGUGUUAUUGGCUAACUGUUGCUGUCAAAUCCUUCUAAAAGCACUCUUUUAUGUGUUGUUGAUGGUGCCUAAGGAUAGAUUGGAAUUGUGA
Messenger RNA from Lactuca saligna, 399 nucleotides. The record is from the annotation of a GenBank genome assembly. Lineage: Eukaryota; Viridiplantae; Streptophyta; Magnoliopsida; Asterales; Asteraceae.